UCUCGCAAUGGCGCAGCGGCUGUGUCCGAGUCGACCUACGGUGCUUGAUGUCGAUGGCGUGCCCGUCGCCAUUCUCCAGUACACGUCGGAAGCCAAUGAUGUUGUCUCGUUUGUACGCGCGCUGCCGCUAGCCAUGCGCACGCCAGCGCUGACCGUGCUCCUCGAGUUGUUGGCAAUGUCGCGUGGCGCCAAGCACUGGCCUACACCACGACUCUACAGCGCUACCUACGACGAGAUCGACUGCAUCGGCGCCGCCAUCUCGCUUUUCAACUCUGCUUGCAUCAACGGUUUCUGCUUGAGCAAACACUGGCCAGCAAGUGGCGACCCUGCCUUCCGGCUGCCCUUCUGCGGCUUUGUUGCGAUGUGGGCCGCCAAGAUGACGUCCGUCGACAUGAGUGACCUCAAAUACCCCACCUAUCGUGACGAGUUUUGCCGCAUGCUGGCCCGUUGUACGAGCCUCAAGCGCGCGUGCAUUCCGACCGAGGUCGAUCUUCUCGAGGCCGUGACAUCGUCCGCGCACAGCGUGGCAGAGCUCUCUCUCGCCCCGCCCGACAAUUCGGAGAAUUUUCCACCGCGCGCCGUCGCGGCGUUGCAGCGCUGGCUAGCGUCUGGCCAUGUGCGCCGCUUGAAACUUGCUAAAUUCAGCGGCCCGACUGACGCUGGUUUGGCGCGGGCGCUUGCGACAUCACCGACAUUAGCAAGCUUGUGUUUGAGCGAAUGCAACGUGGUUCUCGACUCGAUCAUCGCCCACGGCGGCGUGUUGACGUCUAUUACGGAGCUGGAUCUGACGACAAAUACGGGGAACCUCGUGCCACGUCUUCUGCCGCUGCUUCCUUUGUCCAAGCUAAGAUCCCUCUCUCUCCAGUGCCUUGACCGCAUGGACCUUGGAAACUGCCUCAUCCCUGCACUACCGCACUUGUCGGCGCUUGAGAACCUCGCCCUCGAUAUGGUGAAACUCGGAGACGCCGACGUGCAAUUGAGCUCCGUACCGUCGGCACUUCGCACCCUCAAGUUGGACUACGUCGACGUGUCAGCAUCGAGUCUGAUCGCACUUCUCGACUGGGCCUCGCGCUCAACGCAUCUCGAGUCCGUCGCCGCGAUGCGCAGCGGGUGUUUUGGCGCCAACCAUGACAGCGCGGUUGACACGCUCACACGAUGUGUCCAAGCCGGUGCACGCCGUGUACAAUUCGUCAACUGCGACAUCGACACGCGCGGCGCAUCGGCGUUGGCCAAGGCGCUACGCAAGACACACGCGAGCGUGCCUCUCGAGCUAGAUCUCACAAAGAACCCGUUUCGCCUCGGUGCCACGCAAGCGCUCUUGAAGGCCCUUGCGACGUGCACCAACGUGUCAAUUCAGCUACCGAGCGCGUGCCACUCGUUCGUAGACGGGGAUCAGUCGUACGUCGCGAAAGCCAAGGCCGGCGGCGUCACCAUCGAGCUUCGCGGGUGGGAGGUGUUCAUCUGCAGCCGCACCGAAGCCACACGUGCCUAAUUUCGAGGUCAUUUUCCCAUCUCCAAUAUACACAUACCUGUAUCUCGG
Messenger RNA from Saprolegnia diclina VS20, 1540 nucleotides. RefSeq lists its product as hypothetical. Bases 8 to 1492 code for a protein of 494 amino acids. The record is from RefSeq and is a predicted model, not a curated record. Lineage: Eukaryota; Oomycota; Saprolegniomycetes; Saprolegniales; Saprolegniaceae. The transcript has a single exon.